This is a messenger RNA of Nanorana parkeri, 585 nucleotides long. RefSeq names its product protein LDOC1L-like. The record is from RefSeq and is a predicted model, not a curated record. Bases 1 to 585 code for a protein of 194 amino acids. The transcript has a single exon. NCBI's taxonomy places the organism in Eukaryota, Metazoa, Chordata, Amphibia, Anura, Dicroglossidae.
AUGGAUCCAGCGGAGUUAGCUCAGUGCAUCCUUAACCUCACACAACGGAUGGAGGAUCUCACGCUGAACGUGACGGAAAUCCGUAAUGAGAACCGAGACCUACGGGAGAAGAUGUUACUGAGACCACCAGAAGGGGCAUCCGCCCACCUGGUUCAAAGUCAUCCAGCCCCUGAGCCCCAGGUAAGCCCUCCCGAUACCUUCUCUGGAGACCGAAAGACCUACAGCGACUUCCUCCUCCUUAUGUUCGAACUCAGGCCCAGGUCAUACCCUACCGAUCACGUGAAGGUACGUACCUUGAUUUCCUACCUUAGGGGGGAGGCCAGGGCCUGGGCGAAUACUUACCUGGAGACCAACGACCCGCUACUCGAGUCAUACGACGGGUUCAUUGCAGCAAUGUCCCAAUUAUACGAGGACCCGGGUAAGCAAAUAACCGCGGAGACCGCCAUUAGGAACAUCCGCCAGGGGAAGCGCCCGGUGGAAGACUUCAUUGCCGAGUUCAAACGAUGGGCACGCCAGACGGAACGGAUAUCAGCCUUAGGAACCAAUUCCGUCUGGGGCUUUCCGAGACGCUCAAAGAUGAACUAG